Molecule: messenger RNA, 830 nt
Organism: Nanorana parkeri
Lineage: Eukaryota; Metazoa; Chordata; Amphibia; Anura; Dicroglossidae
Gene: TMCO1
Product: transmembrane and coiled-coil domains 1
Exons: 7
Coding region: 80-646 (188 amino acids)
Biological process (GO): endoplasmic reticulum calcium ion homeostasis
Cellular component (GO): endoplasmic reticulum membrane; cytoplasm; endoplasmic reticulum
Molecular function (GO): calcium channel activity
Source: RefSeq, a predicted model, not a curated record
UGACGUCACGGCCAGAGUGCUGACUGUCUUCCGGUUAGCAGAAGCUGUGUGGAUGUCCCGUGCUCGGUGAUCUGACAAGAUGAGUACAAUGUUUGCGGACACGGUGCUGAUCGUCUUCAUCUCUGUGUGCACCGCGCUCCUGGCUGAGGGUAUAACCUGGGUGUUGGUGUACAGAACGGACAAGUACAAGAGAUUGAAAGCUGAGGUUGAGAAGCAAAGUAAAAAAUUGGAAAAGAAAAAGGAGGCUAUAACAGAAUCUGCUGGACGUACACAAAAGAAAAAAAUAGAACGUCAGGAGGAGAAGUUAAAAAAUAAUAACCGUGAUCUAUCCAUGGUCCGCAUGAAGUCCAUGUUUGCCAUUGGAUUUUGUUUCACAGCUUUGAUGGGAAUGUUCAACUCUAUUUUUGAUGGCCGGGUCGUAGCAAAGUUGCCUUUUCUCCCCCUUUCCUAUAUUCAAGGUCUGUCUCACAGAAACUUGCUAGGGGAGGAUUAUACAGACUGCUCAUUUAUAUUCCUGUACAUACUUUGUACUAUGUCCAUCCGUCAAAACAUUCAAAAAAUGUUGGGGCUUGCACCAUCCCGAGCAGCUACAAAACAGGCCGGAGGAUUCUUGGGACCCCCACCACAAGCUGGGAAAUUCUCCUAAGAUGCACAGUAUUCCACAAUUUUUUUGUUGCUGAAAGUCUAGGACUCUGUGGAACUGAUUUAUGAAGACUGAACUGAACUGAUUUAUGAACACACAAUUAACUAUUUCACACACUGAAUUUUUUUUAUAGUGUUUGCAAAUUGAAAAGCCUAGAACACAUCGUGUAAAGCAGAACUCCAGCAAA